GAGAAAAGUCGAGGACAGUAGUUCACCGUAAGCAAGAUGCCGUCACCAUUGACUGUCGAAAGCCUCAAGGCCACCGACAUCCACACAAAAAUCGACCGACUGAUCAGCAACCUGAUCAAUAUCAAAGACGAGACAGGCCACUUCCUGUUGAAACUGCCCGAUGGCCGUAUCAUCGACACGAAGGGCUGGAAUGACUGGGAAUGGACGCACGGCAUCGGCCUGUACGGAGUGUACCGGUACCACGAGCUGACGUCCUCCCCGUUCGCGUUGAAAGUCGUGCAGGACUGGUUUUCCGCACGGCUGGCCGAAGGCACGACCAAGAACAUCAACACCAUGGCCGCGCUCCUCACGCUGGCCUACCUAUACGAGCAGACCGGCGACAAGAGUUACCUUCCCUGGCUGGACUCCUGGUGCGAAUGGGCCAUGUACGAAUUACCCCGGACCACGUUCGGAGGCAUGCAGCAUAUCACCUACCUCGAGGAGAACCGCAACCAGCUAUGGGACGACACGCUCAUGAUGACGGUCCUGCCGUUGGCAAAGAUAGGGACAUUGCUGCAUCGGCCGCACUACGUCGAAGAAGCCAAGCGGCAGUUCCUUCUGCACAUUCAGUACCUGUACGACCCCCGGACGGGUCUGUUCUUCCACGGCUGGCAGUUUGACGACAAGGAUCCUCGCGGUGGCAUCGGUCACAAUUUUGCACGGGCACGGUGGGCGCGAGGGAAUAGUUGGCUGACGAUCGCGAUUCCGGAUUUCCUUGAGCUGCUAGACUUGCCCCCCGACGACGGGUUGAGAAUGUACCUUGUCAACGUACUGGAAGCGCAAUGCCGAGCUCUACGCAGGCUGCAAACGUCCGACGGCACAUGGAGAACGCUCCUCGAUAUGUCAGAGGAGGAAGGAAGCUAUCAGGAAGCUUCAGCGACCGCUGGGUUUGCGUACGGGCUGCUCAAGUCGAUACGGAAAAGGUACAUCUCCAAGGAGUAUUUAGACGUCGCCAUCAAGGCCGUGAAAGCUGUUCUCCAGCGCAUCAAUCAGGAUGGGGAGCUGCUAGAUGUCAGCUUCGGUACAGGCAUGGGAAAGGAUUUGAAGCAUUACGUCGAUAUCGAGCGCACGAGCAUGCCGUACGGUCAAGCGAUGGCCAUCAUGGCCUUGGUGGAGUUUCUGCGAGUGUAUAUCUAAUGUAAACAGCAUCUGGUGGUUCAAGUCUGUCAAUAGAGGCCUGAUGAGAGGACAAGCAAAGGCUGGAGGUUGGUGUGGCACUUUGGUCUUGAGCUCGAUGUCGGACACCGAGCCUAUGGACACAAAAUAUGAUGUUGUCUGAUCAGAAGCACUCCUGUCUUAUCAAGGAAUCUCCGACCUUCGAGACGGAGUCUUCCUGGAUCAUGAUUUGCGG
Exophiala xenobiotica is the source of this 1390-nucleotide messenger RNA. RefSeq lists its product as uncharacterized. Gene Ontology annotation, biological process: carbohydrate metabolic process. The transcript has a single exon. The record is from RefSeq and is a predicted model, not a curated record. The coding region runs from base 37 to 1176 and encodes 379 amino acids. NCBI's taxonomy places the organism in Eukaryota, Fungi, Ascomycota, Eurotiomycetes, Chaetothyriales, Herpotrichiellaceae.